AUGCUGGAUGUGCCCGCUUUGCUAACUUUGGCUACCCUAGUACUGGUUUACGGCUGUUAUGCAGUUGGAUGGCUUUUUUGGCAUUUGUUCAAAAACAAGGGCGGAAAAUCGGUUGCUGACAGUGAGACCGUGCUUUUCUCCGGUGGUCCGAAACCUGUACGUAAUGUUGUAUUCCUGGGGAUCGCAGCGUCGCAACUAUUUACGCCAUGCAUGGCUAACGAACAAAUUAUCUGGCCCGGUUUGAACAUGGUUGUUAUGUUAAUUUCCCGGGUCGUUGCAUUCUUACUUUGCAUGUUUUAUUGGAACCAUUUGGCCGCUCUUCGCUUCAGAAAUGUGGAGGAAUACUUGCUGAAACGAUUUGAUAGCAAACUGAUACUCUUCCUAACUCUGCUGAAUCGGGUCAUGGGUUUAUAUUAUAUCUGGUAUGUAUACAUGCGUACCUAUGACCAAUUUCGAUUAUUCAACGUAAAGUCGCUUGUCUCGUUCGUGCAUAUAACGUGCGCUUUCAGCACGCUGGCCUCACUCGGUGGCAUGAAUGUUGUGCUUAUGGGAUGUGUAUUAUUAUGGUUAGUUUCAACGUCUGGGGAGAUACUUCUGAUGCACAAAACGUUUCCAUAUAUGUUCAGAAAUUCCAGUUUGCUAUCUCUAAAAGUUGAUCCAUGUUACAGUUUAUAUGGACCAAAUUGUCUCCUGAUGAUAUUUGGCCAAUUUCUCACAGUUCAACCCAUCUUCAAUGUAUUUCAAGCAGCUAAUUCAGUUUGGGAAGCCAACAUAGCCAUGUGUAUUGGUCUGUUCCUAGCGGUGAUCAAUACACUAGUUACAAUGUGCUACACCAACGGACUACUGACCUAUGCAUUAAGAGAAGGCGUGGAACCAUACAAUGCUGUUCACACUAUGUUUGGUUAUAUUUUCAAACGAGCUGAGUUGUUUGUUCCACGAUUCCCAAGUAAAUCACAAUUGGAAAAAGCGUAUGAACAAGUUUUGAUACCGUACAAACAUUUCUUUGUGUUACUUGGUCCCUAUGUGAGCAAUACAAUAGCGUUCUACUUGCUACAAAUGCAAGCGCUUUCUAUGCAUACAUAUUUACACAUUCUACCCAAUUGGCUUCGUGCUGGUCUGGUUACCGAUGGUCGUGAGUUACACAUGACCUUUACAGCUCUGUUCAUUUUGACCGCAUACUUGACUAUUGUGUUGUUAAUUUAUUCUGUCAGUGCAACAGCGACGGAACAUGCUGUUCGAUUCUACCAUUUAUUUCAACCAUUCGUGAGUGGUAUGCUCAUCAUCCCGGUCACAUGUUAUGUGGUUUUGGGCCCAAUCUGUUCGGAUCUAUGGUCCAUUCCAGCGGUGGUCGUCAGUGUGACGGCCACAUUUGCCGGGGUCAUAUUUGCUACACAAUCGGUCAAUAGUUUGCAACAAACGUGUACAGCACACUGGUUCCCAACUGUGCUGUUUUUGUUGACAUUUUUGGGAAAUCUGAUCAUGGCGGCUGUACUACGCCCUCCACGUUUUAUCACACCAAGUCUAUUGUUCAAAUAUCAUUUGAAAUUGCGCCGAAAAAACGAGAAAACACGAACUACUUCCAUUUUAAGCCUAGCAGUUGGACAACGUACAGGACGGAGCAGUUUUCGACUUGGUAUGGCAUAA
Echinostoma caproni is the source of this 1644-nucleotide messenger RNA. The record is from the annotation of a GenBank genome assembly. NCBI's taxonomy places the organism in Eukaryota, Metazoa, Platyhelminthes, Trematoda, Plagiorchiida, Echinostomatidae.